AUGCUCUCCACGCCAGUAAAUCUCCCAAAGUGGCUUGAGGAGAACGCCCAUCUCCUAAAACCACCCGUCAAUAAUUACUGUGUCUACAACGAAGAUUUCACAGUCAUGAUUGUUGGUGGUCCCAACGCCCGGACCGACUACCAUAUCAAUCAGACCCCAGAAUGGUUCUACCAGUACAAGGGAGCCAUGAUGUUGAAGGUCGUUGACGAUGGCAAAUUCAGAGAUAUUAUAAUUCAUGAGGGAGAUAUGUUUCUCUUGCCGGGUAAUACACCUCAUAACCCGGUGCGCUUUGCCGAUACCAUUGGCGUGGUACUUGAGCAGAAGAGACCCCAGGAUACCAUUGACCGUAUGCGUUGGUACUGUCAGGAAUGCAGUGAGAUCGUCCAUGAGGCUGCUUUCCACUGCACAGACCUUGGAACUCAGAUCAAGGCUGCUAUUGAAAAGUUCAUGUCGAGCGAGGAGACUCGGAAAUGUGGAAAAUGCGGCGAGAUAGCCAAUUCUGUGCCCAAGCCUGGAACCAUCGUCGACCCUAACUUAGGGUAA
This is a messenger RNA of Daldinia childiae, 543 nucleotides long. RefSeq names its product 3-hydroxyanthranilate 3,4-dioxygenase. The coding region runs from base 1 to 543 and encodes 180 amino acids. The transcript is spliced from 3 exons. NCBI's taxonomy places the organism in Eukaryota, Fungi, Ascomycota, Sordariomycetes, Xylariales, Hypoxylaceae. Gene Ontology annotation, biological process: quinolinate metabolic process; 'de novo' NAD+ biosynthetic process from L-tryptophan. Gene Ontology annotation, cellular component: cytoplasm. The record is from RefSeq and is a predicted model, not a curated record. Gene Ontology annotation, molecular function: 3-hydroxyanthranilate 3,4-dioxygenase activity; iron ion binding.